AUCUUCAAUGGUCUGCAUCACACACUGGCCCUACUGGCUCUCAAAGCAGCACUAUCACAAACAGUGACCAUCAGGAUUGUAUUGGUCUUUCUUCAUUUUGUUCUCCUCAGCAGCCCAAGCAAGGCUGCAGCAACACCUAAACCAAGGUUUCAAUUAUCAGACAAUCAUCACUGACUGGCUGCUGUCUGCUGUUCAAAUGUUGGGAGACAAGGCUCACGGUGUCACUUUGAAGGUUAUGGAAUACACGUAUGAUGAUGACCUGGAAGAGCUGUGUCCUGUGUGUGGAGACAAAGUAUCCGGAUAUCACUACGGUCUGCUCACUUGCGAGAGCUGCAAGGGCUUCUUCAAGAGGACAGUGCAGAACAACAAGAGGUACACAUGUGCGGAAAACCAGGAGUGUAAAAUAGACAAAACCCAGAGGAAGAGAUGUCCUUUCUGUCGCUUCCAGAAGUGCCUCAACGUCGGAAUGCGGCUCGAAGCGGUGCGUGCAGACCGCAUGCGUGGGGGGAGGAAUAAAUUUGGCCCCAUGUAUAAGAGAGACAGGGCCUUGAAGCAGCAGAAGAAGGCUUUGAUACGAUCCAACGGGUUCAAGCUGGAAAGUGCAGCUCCUCCGCCAGCCUCUCCUCUGCAGACUGACUACGGCUUCACCGGUACCGUGCACAGUCUGCCCACCAUCUCCAAAAGUCUGCUUCCCUCCACCCCGAGCUCCAUCACCCCUACAGACUACGAGGCCAACCUCUACGGACCCCCAUCUCUGGGCAUAUCCAUGCAGUCCCACAUGCCCCUUACCACUCAGUACCAGUACACAGCCUUCCCAAGCAGGGCAAUCAAAGCUGAAUGUCCCGACUACACCAGCUCCCCUGAGUCACUGACAGGAUACCCAUACCCAGACAUGUACCCCUCAGCCUCGCCACAGCCGCCUAGCCUGCCGCCGCUGGUGUUGGAGCUGCUGCGCUGCGAUCCAGAUGAGGUGGUGGUGCAGAAUAAGAUUGUUGCUCAUCUGCAGCAGGAGCAGGGUGGGCGCGGGCGGCUGGACAAGCCCAGCACCUUCAGCCUCAUGUGUCGCAUGGCAGACCAGACUCUCUUCUCCAUAGUUGAGUGGGCUCGGAGCUGUAUCUUCUUCAAGGAGCUCAGGGUGGGAGAUCAAAUGAAGCUGCUCCAUAACUGCUGGUCUGAACUUCUGGUCCUGGAUCACAUUUUCAGACAAGUGCAACAUGGACAGGAAGACAGUAUCCUGCUGGUGACCGGCCAGGAGGUCGAGCUGUCAUUCAUCCUGUCCCAAGCUGAGGCGACUCUGUCCAGUCUGGUCCAGAGAGGUCAGGAGCUGGCAGCGAGGCUUCGGGCACUGCAGCUGGACCGCAGAGAGAUUGCUUGUCUCAAAUUCCUCCUCCUGUUCAACCCCAAUGUGAAGCUGCUGGAGGACCAGGCAUUUGUGGAGGGCGUCCAGGAGCAGGUGAAUGGGGCUCUCCUGGAGUACACUCUGUCCACCUACCCUCAGUUCCAGGAGAAGUUCAGCCAGCUGGUGGUGCGGCUGCCGGAGCUGCGCUCCCUCAGCACGCAGGCUGAAGACUACCUGUGCUACAUGCAUCUGAGCGGAGAGGUGCCCUGCAACAACCUGCUCAUUGAGAUGCUGCACGCCAAGCGAGCCUGUGUGUGAGGGAUCCACGUGUGUUGCUCUAGGUGAGACUGUGUGUGUGGGAGGGAAAGUGUGAGUGAGAUGAAAACAACCAAAUGAAGAUAGACAGGUUCAUAUUGGGUCAUCCUUGUGAGGGCUUUUGUUUGAGUUAGAGAGGAGAAAAUGUUCUUUAGAGUUUGGAAUUAUAAAGCUACAUCUGUACUCAAGGUAGUUUGAACAUUUUGAAUGUUAAUGUUUUCAUAUCCUGCAGAGCUACAUUAAUGUGACCUUUAAAAACUAGAUUUUCUACCCUGUUUUCACAACUAGAUUUGCCUGUAGAGUUGCAUUAUAUUCUAUUGGACCAAACUACACAUGAAUCCAACAUCACCAAAAAGAUUUUCUACAUCCCACAGAGCUGCCCAGCAAACAUUUAGACUCAGAGGAAGAAGCUUCAGCCUGCAUCAGUGCUGCACAGUCAUAAAAAACAUGGUGUCAAAAUGACUGUUAAGAUAUUUGUC
Epinephelus lanceolatus (giant grouper) is the source of this 2133-nucleotide messenger RNA. Its product is annotated as nuclear receptor subfamily 5 group A member 2-like. The record is from RefSeq and is a predicted model, not a curated record. Lineage: Eukaryota; Metazoa; Chordata; Actinopteri; Perciformes; Serranidae. Gene Ontology annotation, cellular component: RNA polymerase II transcription regulator complex. Gene Ontology annotation, molecular function: zinc ion binding; RNA polymerase II cis-regulatory region sequence-specific DNA binding; nuclear receptor activity. Gene Ontology annotation, biological process: tissue development; hormone-mediated signaling pathway; regulation of transcription by RNA polymerase II.